Molecule: messenger RNA, 1450 nt
Organism: Ilex paraguariensis (yerba mate)
Lineage: Eukaryota; Viridiplantae; Streptophyta; Magnoliopsida; Aquifoliales; Aquifoliaceae
Source: the annotation of a GenBank genome assembly
UAAUUGAUCGCUCGGUCAUCUGAGGGGCUGUAUCCGCUGGGAUUUUUGGUUAAUAUUCAUGCAUCCAGGAACUUUAUGUGUUAAAAUCCAGAGAAAUAAGAACCAUAUAUCGUGGUCUGUGUCUAUCUGUGGAUUGCGAAGACAUUUGAAAUGGACUGUGGAGGCAUUAGAAACUAGUAUGAGGAUCUGUGGUUUUCCUGGAUUGGUGGGAAGGGAAUGGAUGCCGACAGCACAUUGGGCAGCCUCUUUUUGUGUGAUGUUUAUGGUGAUUAUCGAAAUACAGGUUACUUAUUGUUGGUAUUUUUGUCAGAAUAAUUACUGAAGCAAGUUUUUUUGCUUCACAUGAAAGAAGGUAGCUAUUGAUUAACCUAUACAUCAGUAUUCCAACAACUUAAAAACCUCCCAUGUAUUGUGGUUAUGGUGUUUUACAGACUGGCUAUAUUGGCAGCUUUUUCCUGAAUUCAUAAUGGCUUCAAGAGCAAUAUUGCGAAGAAAGAAGUACCUCUUAAAUUCCUUGAAGCAUCCCACACACUUGGUUCAAGUCUUUUCAAGCUUUGAGCAUGACGGAUCAGUUCCGAUUCCUAAUUCAUGGCAUUUCAGCCGGGCUGCAAUUCUACCAUCAGCAAAUACAGAUUGCAGAACUGAAGGAGAUUCAUGUUCUCUAACCAACGAGGAAAAGUUGGCUGUUUCAACCAGUGGAUAUCUGUGGCGUAAUGGUUUUUGUAGGUUUUCAAAUUUGGGUUGUGGGAUUGGAAGAACAGGUUAUGUUCCCCCUUUGGGAGAUUGGUGGGCAUCAGCGUAUGUACACUAUUAUUCCACCAACACAGCUGGCCAACCUGAACUGCGUAGUCAUAAGGAUGGAAAUGAAGAACCAGUUAUCAAACAGAAAAAAGAAGCUUCACCAGAGGAAUGUGACCAAGCAGUUGAAGGUUUGAGCACAGUUAAAGCUAGAGCAAAAGCUAAGCAGCUACAAGAAUCUCAAAAGGGUGCUAAACCUAUAAUGAAGAGAGUAUGGGCUAUGCUUUUAGGAAUUGGUCCUGCUUUUAGAGCUGUUGCUUCUAUGAGCAGGGAGGACUGGGCGAAGAAGUUUCGCCAUGGGAAGGAUGAAUUUAAAUCUAUGUUGCAACACUACUGGUUGGGGACAAAAUUACUAUGGGUUGAUGUUAGGAUAAGCUCAAGGUUACUGUUAAAACUUGCUAGUGGGAAGAGUCUUUCUAGGAGAGAGAGGCAACAGCUCACACGGACGACGGCUGAUAUUUUCAGGCUAGUUCCUUUUGCAGUUUUUAUUAUUGUUCCAUUCAUGGAGUUCUUGCUACCAGUGUUCCUGAAAUUGUUUCCCAACAUGUUGCCAUCAACCUUCCAGGACAAGAUGAAAGAGCAGGUAAUCAAUGUUGUGGUUGUUACCAAAUAUCGUACAACUGCUAUAGGCCCAACUUUUGUAGUAUGUUAG